Molecule: messenger RNA, 1550 nt
Organism: Chrysochloris asiatica (Cape golden mole)
Lineage: Eukaryota; Metazoa; Chordata; Mammalia; Afrosoricida; Chrysochloridae
Gene: EDNRB
Product: endothelin receptor type B
Exons: 7
Coding region: 213-1544 (443 amino acids)
Biological process (GO): regulation of blood pressure; G protein-coupled receptor signaling pathway; vasoconstriction
Cellular component (GO): membrane
Molecular function (GO): endothelin receptor activity
Source: RefSeq, a predicted model, not a curated record
GCGGGUCGUGAGUGCAGAAGUUCUUCACUGGCGCGCAAACUUGAGCUACUUUUGCGCACCGCUGGUGGAGGCAAGACUGCGCCCUGCGCUUGCAGUUUGCCGAGAUUUUGCUACAGUGAUUGAUCCAAGUGUCCUGUCUUCCUUCCCUGUCGGUCUCUAGGCUCAGAAUACCGCGUGGAGGUCUCCAGACGCCCAAUUCAGCAGGCACCAGCAUGCAGUCGCCUCCAAGCCUGUGCGGACGCGCCCUAGUGGCGUUGCUUCUUGCCUGCGGCGUCGCGGGGGUCUGGGCAGAGGAGAAGGGAUUCCCACCGGCCCGGGCUACUCUGCCACUUUUGGGACUAGGAGAGAUAAUGACGCCUCCCACUAGGACCUCUUGGCCAAGAGGGUCCAAUGACAGUCUGCUAAGGUCAUCAGCACCUCCGCAGGUACCUAAAGGAGGGAGGACAGCCGGGACCAAACAACGUACUCCAUCCCCUCCCCCAUGCCAAGGAUCUACAGAGAUCAGGGACACUUUCAAGUACAUCAACACAGUGGUGUCUUGUCUAGUGUUCCUACUGGGCAUUAUUGGGAACUCCACCCUACUGAGAAUCAUUUACAAGAACAAGUGUAUGCGAAAUGGACCCAACAUCUUGAUCGCCAGUCUGGCUUUGGGAGAUUUGCUGCACAUCAUCAUUGACAUCCCCAUCAAUGUCUACAAGCUCCUCGCAGAGGACUGGCCCUUUGGAGUUGAGAUGUGCAAGCUGGUGCCUUUCAUACAGAAGGCCUCCGUGGGAAUCACUGUGCUGAGUCUGUGCGCUCUAAGCAUUGACAGAUAUCGAGCUGUUGCUUCUUGGAGUCGAAUUAAAGGAAUCGGAGUGCCGAAAUGGACAGCAGUAGAAAUUAUUUUAAUUUGGGUGGUCUCUGUGGUUCUGGCUGUCCCUGAAGCCAUGAGUUUUGAUAUGAUUACAAUUGAGUACAAAGGAAGUUAUCUGCGAAUCUGCUUGCUUCACCCCAAUCAGAAAACAGCCUUCAUGCAGUUUUAUAAGACAGCUAAAGAUUGGUGGCUAUUCAGUUUCUAUUUUUGCUUGCCAUUGGCCAUUACUGCAUUUUUUUAUACCCUGAUGACCUGUGAAAUGCUGAGAAAGAAGAGUGGCAUGCAAAUUGCUUUAAAUGAUCACUUAAAGCAGAGACGGGAAGUGGCCAAAACAGUCUUUUGCCUGGUCCUGGUCUUUGCCCUGUGUUGGCUUCCCCUUCAUCUCAGCAGGAUUUUGAAACACACUCUUUAUGAUCAGAAUGACCCCAAUAGAUGUGAGCUUUUGAGCUUUUUGUUAGUGUUGGACUACAUCGGCAUCAACAUGGCUUCCCUGAAUUCCUGUAUUAAUCCAAUAGCUCUGUACUUGGUGAGCAAAAGAUUCAAAAACUGCUUUAAGUCAUGCUUAUGCUGCUGGUGCCAGACAUUUGAAGAAAAACAGUCCUUGGAGGAAAAACAGUCCUGCUUAAAGUUCAAAGCUAAUGACCAUGGAUAUGACAACUUCCGUUCCAGUAAUAAAUAUAGCUCAUCUUGAAAGGAG